AUGGCAAAAAGAUCCAACAAAUCUACCGACUACAGUCUUGGACUUUUGAAUAAUAUCAAUUCACUCGGGCGCGAUGCCACGAAUAUGGUCGCCAAAAGGCGUCGCACCACCCAUACCAACGUCUUUGACAUUCCUAUUUCCCCCUCCCCGACAAAAUCUCGCAGCCCUCAAACCGAACCAAAAAAUACAAGACGGUUUAGUUUGAGAAACCGUAGAGUGCCUAGACUCGCAGAACCGGAUUCACCCCCCGGAGUUUUUGACAACGAAGAAGACAAGGAACCCAGCAACGACGAAUCCGGGCCAGGCGAUGGCGAGUCCGAAUUGGCUGAUGACCACGGCGAGCUUCAGCUCGAGCCUGAACACGAUCCGUUCCCCGAGCCAGUCGAUCUCUUCCCGGCCGAAGAUGAGGAUCAAGCUGAUCAUCAAGUUGUACAUGAAACCAGGGAUGCACCAGAUGACGCAACUGGAGACGGACCCGAAUAUCCCGAAGAAGAGGAGGCAGGUGAUCAAGAAGGAAAUGAAGCUAGAGACGCACAAGACAAUGCAUCUGAAGACGACUCCGAGUAUGAAGAUGAAGAAGAGGCCAAUGGUCAUUCUCCACCCGAAGUCCAGAAUCAUUCAACACCCCCCAGAAUGCAAACAGACUCGAGGUCCAGAUCCUCGAGAGUAUACCAAGAAACCAAAGAGAUAGCAGACAUAGAAGUUGCGGAGACAACAAUCCAGCCUCGCCCAAACCAGGACCAUCAAAGUCCUCGCCCCAAUAUCUUCACGUGGCUAACCGAGACCACUAAAGAAUCCGGUUUCAAGGAUACCUGGGAAGCAAUCCGCAAAACAAGAAAAACCCUUACGGCCCACGCCGAUCCCUCCACGAAAGCGCAUUUCACGGGCAUCAUAAAGCUCAUUGAGCGGCUACGAGAUCCGUUUGAAACCAUGAUCAACGAUCCUGCUUCAGCUUCUUCCUUGAAGAACCAGUGCAGCCUCAUCGCCAACAGCAUUUUUAAAGAGACCCAGUGGAUCGUUUACACCGAAGCCCCAGAAGAUGAAGAGAAUGGUGCACAUCUGGUAAAUCAGCUCGAAGCCCAUAUUGUUCCCCGUCUGAUUGACUUGAUCAUACUCGGAUUCAAGACCUACAAGACUAUACAUGAUCGGGCAGCGCGACAUUUCCGCAUUAUCCUGGAUUUGAUUUGGGGGUCCUGUGAUAGGAUAUCUUCCCUCGUCCAGAUGCAUUACGUUAUUAGUGGGAGCGUGAUGGCUUAUUCUAGAAAAGUGCUGCACCACGUGAAGACUCUCAAGGAUGCCCUAAAAGACGGCCGGCUACGUGAGACACCUCAUCGCAUCCCCCAACGCCCUCUACCGUACAAGCACUUUGAGUUGGAAGAGGUUGACAGCCAUAUCUCCUGUGGACGAUGGACCCAUGCCGAGAAGAUUGCACUCCGUGAGGGCUUACAAUUAUACAGGGGGGAAGAUCGAUAUAUCGAUAUCAAGUGUGACAAAACAGUCGGCGGUCAACUUUCCGAGCGGAUCUUGCAACAUAUCCAGAGCCAAGCCAUCAAACUCAGGUUGGAUGAUUUAUGA
This is a messenger RNA of Penicillium robsamsonii, 1575 nucleotides long. RefSeq lists its product as uncharacterized. Bases 1 to 1575 code for a protein of 524 amino acids. The transcript has 3 exons. The record is from RefSeq and is a predicted model, not a curated record. NCBI's taxonomy places the organism in Eukaryota, Fungi, Ascomycota, Eurotiomycetes, Eurotiales, Aspergillaceae.